Molecule: messenger RNA, 8458 nt
Organism: Lymnaea stagnalis (great pond snail)
Lineage: Eukaryota; Metazoa; Mollusca; Gastropoda; Lymnaeidae
Source: the annotation of a GenBank genome assembly
AGCUCAAGUGUUGGCAUGAAAAUAAGGACAGCAUUAGUAGCAGCAGUCUAUAAGAAGGUAAUACGCUGAGCUAAGAGGCUGGACAUGUCUUAAUGGCACUAGAUGCCUUCAUUAGUUUGCAACAGAGUUUUGAACUUCCAGUUUAUAAUGUUUAAAAUAAUAAAGUAACAAAAUAAGACUUAUUUGUUGAAGAAAAUCAAUAAGCUGAACAUUUCAAAAGUAAAUGUUCUGGAAAAAAAAAUGUAAAGUUGCCGUCAUAAGUUUUGUCAUGUAAUUUUCAUUUAAUAAUUAUAUUACCACCACCCCCGUUCUUUUUUUUUUCUUUUUCUUUUUGCAAAAUUACACUUUUUGGUAAGGAUUGCGACAUUGUAGAAAAAUUUUACAUAAACCAAAGUAAACAAAAACAAUGAUUAAAAUAUUUUGAAAUAAUACCUGUCGAUCAAAAUAGUUUCACUUUCUAUUGCUUUAAAUCAGGGGUCUCAAACUCAAAUCAUCCGGGGGCCGCAUGUGGCAAAGUCUGAGUAAGACUGGGCCGCAUCAAGUAUUUCACACAAAAAAGCAAUUACAAAUUCAAUAUAGUAAAACUGUUAACAAUCUGCUCAACCUUUAGUAAUAACAAAUAAAAACAUUAAGGGUUCUCAAGAACUAGGCUUCACUUUUUUCCUCCUACAUUUUGCUGCUAGAGACCUAACAAGUGAUCAAGCUUAAAGGUUUGGAAUUUCCCUCACUCGUAAACAUUUCCGGCAAUUUUAAUAGGAAUUCUUUGUUACUGUUUCAGAUUGCUACGAUUUACACAAUUAUGGUGUGCAUUACCCACUAACUGACUUUUUAAAAUCUUGAAAUAUUUAUAGAUAAUAUUCGAAGCGUAUUUUCUCAAAAAGCAUUUUAGCCAUGUUUUUCGCAUAAAAUUAUACAAAUUAAAAAAUUUUAGUCCGAUUUUAAAACGUGUGUACCAUUAUAAUCAACGUCCAAAUCUAUACAAACAUAAUAAAAAUCAGAAUUAGACUAGCCGGUGAGGUUUGACCGAAGCCGUCGCUGAGUGUCACAUUAUAGAUAUGAUGAUUGGGGAAAAUGCGCGGGCCGUAUUAACACUAAACUUUUCUGUCAUGUCGCGGGCCGCAAAAUAUCGUCUUGCGGGCCGGGAGUUUAAGACCCCUGUUUUCAAUGAACCUCUUUUUUUAAACUAUUUCCCCCUAACAGUCACUGACUAUGAACAAUGAAACCAAGAAGAAAUUUACCAUGGGCAACAUUGUCAACCUGAUGUCCAUUGACUGCCAAAUACUCCAGGACGUGACCUCUAACCUUUACAUAGUAAUCUCUGCUCCCUUUCAGGUGGUUAGCAGUUGUUUUUUUUGGUUACUCUUUAUUUGAAUUGACAUUAAAGAAAACGAAUCUUGUCAUUUCAUUUUUGCUUGAAAACUUCUAGGGAGAGCGUUACAGCAUACUGCGCUGUAUAUAUUCUGAUUGAAGUAUCAACAAUCUAAGGAUAUUACAAAUGGAAUUUCUUAGUUUUCAUAUGUUUAGAAAAAUUAAUUGAUCUUAAUUUGCUACACUAAGAAUAGGAAGAUAAUAAGUUAAGGAAGUAUUUGAAAACAAAAUUAAUUAAAAUAGCAAUUAAAAUCCAAAAGAUUUCUAUAGUUCAUAACUGACAUUUUGUUCAAGAUAGUCUAAAAAAUAUUUUAAGAACAGAAAUUUUAUUAUGAUCUUGUAUUUUUGUAAUCCGUACAGAUUUGUAUAGCCUUCUACUUCCUGAAUGAUGCGUUGGGCCUGUCCUUUGUUGCUGGUGUGGCUGUCAUAGUUGCCUUAAUUCCUCUGAAUGCCCGGGUUACAGUGCUAGCCAAACGUGCGCAGACGGAGCAGCUCAGGGUGAAAGAUGAACGACUGAAAACUAUGAAUGAAAUAUUAAGUGGCAUCAAAGUGAGCAUUAAAGAAAGCUUCUUUAUAAAAUUACAUAACACCAAGAAAAAGAAAGAAGUUUAUAUAUUUUUUAAUUUAAAAAAAUGUUUGUUGAGGAUUUGAUUUCAAAUUUUAGACUCUAAUUAAUGUAUUUUUAACAGGUACUGAAGUUGUAUGCAUGGGAAACCUCCUUUGAAGAAAGAAUCCAGACACUACGAGGAAGAGAGCUGAAGUUAUUGAGGACAGCCGCUAUUUUAAACAUAAUAAAUGUCUUCAGUUGGCUCUGUUCACCCGUGCUGGUAAGACUUCCUAAUACAACACCAUUUAUUACUGACACACUAUCUAUUGCUGUGUGAUCAAUAACUGAUAUUGAAGAAUUAUUUGUACACCUGUCAAAAAUUUUUUUAAGGAAAUGUUAUUGUUUACAUCUAUUGGUGAGUUGGGAACAGAUCAUAGGUCAACAUGGUCAAUAAGCAUAAUUUGUCAAGAUGGUCAAUAAUUUUUUUGCUGCAAUUAAACAAUUUUUUUUAUUUCAGAACAUGUAUAUAUAUAUAAAAUUUUAUAUAUAUACAUUUAUUUAUUUAUUUAGAUAAGGAUUUAAGACCUGAAAAGGUAAUUGGGCUGCUUACAGAAAAAAUUCAAUCUCUUGUUAAUUAUUUUGAAGUAAAAUCAAGAAAUUUAAAUCGUAGCUUAACUUUCAUACAUUGAUAUCAUGUGGCUGCUUCUUUCAACUCUUAUAAGAUUAUUAAGGCUUCAUUGCAGAUAAUUUUUAUAUUUACCCUUAAUUAAAUAAUGGAUGAUGAUUCAAUGGAUGAUAUGAUGGUUGAUUAAAUUGAUGAUUAAAUGAAAGAUUUAAUGGAUUAUUUAACCAAUGAUUUUAUGGAUGAUUUAAUGGUUGAUAUCAUGGAUGAUUUAAUGAUUGAUUUAAUGGUUGAUUAUCAUGGAUGAUUUAAUGAAUGAUGUAAUGGUUGAUUUAACGAAUGUUAUAAUUGAUUAUUUCAUGAAAAAUUUAAUGAAUGAUUUAAUGGUUGAUUUCAUCAAUGAUUUAAUAUUGAAUUAAUGAAUUAUUUAAUGGAUGAGACAAUUAAUGAUGUUGAUAUUUCAUCCUUUUCAUGAUUUAAAAUCUAGUUCAUCUGUUUUCUUGUACUUGUUUCCUAAAUAAAAAUUCAUCUUUUUUUAUUUCCUAAUUAGGUAGCAACAACAACGUUUAUAACUUACAUAUUUGUGUCCAGUGAACACAGCCUAGAUUCCAAAACUGCAUUUGUCUCUCUCAUCCUCUUCAACAUCUUGUCACUGCCAAUGAAUAAACUGCCUACCAUUGUGUCAGACCUUGUUUCUGUAAGUCAUUUCUUUAACUUUAAAUGCUCUCAAACUUGUAUUUAAAAAGCUUAAACGUUAGUCACGAUAUUUAUAUUUUCUGAAAAUUAUUUUAUAUUUAAAAAAGGGUAGAAAAUAUUGAUAUGUUUAUGAUAUUUUUUAAUGAAAAAAAAAGCUAAAGUAUGAAUUUUUUGUUUAAGUUUUAACAUUUUUACACACGCACUAUUUUAUUCCGCACAUGGACAUACAGGCACACAUUCCAGUGUGUACAUAUAUAGGCAUAUUUCAAUAAUUAUCUACAGACAGAUUAUGUUUCAAUGUGUACAUACAGGCACAUGUUUCGGUUGGGAGACUCCAGGAAUUUCUGUCAGGCAUCGAUCUGAAUGGUAACGAUGUCAUCAGGGUGAGCAUGAGCGACAAGACCACCUAUGUAGGUCAAGCCAGGUCCAUGAGGCUGCAAACUGAGAAAAGUAAGUGAGGAAUUAUUAAUUUUGAUAACAUUGUUCGCCGUUAACAUUGAAGUCUCUUAUUUCAUUUAUUUGUUUCCUAAAAUUGUAAACAAUAUUUAAGGAUAAUUUACGAGUGAUUGAAUUCAAGACGUAUGAAGCAAAUUGUGGAAAAAUAUUUGUUUAGGCUUGAAAUGAAAAGAUAAGAAAUGUGUGAUGGGGUGUGGGGUGCAUUUCUGUGCAUUUCUACAUAGAAUCAGCAAGCAUCAGAAGAGUGAUUUUGUAAAUUUAGGUUCCCUUGACCUGGUUGUUUUUUAUAAAAAUCCUUUGUUUUUAGUUGAUUCUCAAUAGUAAUGUUGCUUUAUAAUUCUGUUAUAGGGCUUUUAUUUUUAUUUGUUUACGCUAGUGAAUGAAUUUUAAUGGCUAGUACCAUUAUACAUGUUGAUCAAACAUGAAAAAAAAUCAAACUCUAAGUAUAUUAAUAUAUUAAUUACCUGUUGGCAUUUAUUUAUAAUUUAAAUGUCCAAAUAUAAAAGAUAGAAAAAAAUUGACCAAAUAAGGCCUACUGUUUUGUAGAAAAGGUCUAUUGAAUUUUUAUGACUAUUUAAAACUGGUCAUUUUUUUAUAAAUUGCAUAUAAGUGACAUAAUAAUAUAAAAAAGAAGAUAGGAUAAGAAAGGGUGGUCCAAAAAUGAGAAGGAGGGGUCACAUUGAACAUACUGUAAAGGACAAAACAUUGUAUUAAUUCAGUUAUAUAAAAUAACCCUUAGCUAUGAGAUAUUCUCACUUUUUUUGGUCACCUUGUGUGUACAAAAAAGGCAUCACACUUUUAUUUAAAAAGUACCAAAAAAUUAGUAAAUUGAAAGGUUUAUUUGAAAUUUCAGAAUACUACUAACAGAGCUGUUGCAUGUGCCUUUCAAUCCCUGCAGCAGCAGUGGGAAAGGAAAUGGAGGGGGGGGGGGGGGGGGUUGAAUAUUUAAGGGACCUAAAGUUGUGAUGUGGAAACAAAAUUGAGCUAUAACUUUGAAUGAAUGAGGCAUAAAAUCUAAAAUUCCGGAAGGCUCCAAAUGUCAUCCAGCGCCUACUGCUAUAACUUUCUUUAGAUAAAUUACUAAGUAAUGAACAUAUUGCAUCUAAUUGUAAAACUCUGUUUUAUUUACUUUAAUAACAAAUUUCAUGUUAAAUCCCUGGAUUUGUUUUUUUAAUUGACGAAUUCUACUAAAAUUCGUACCAAAAAUGUGCAAUUAUUUUAAAAUCGAAAUCUUGUUCGCAAAAACCCUGCACUUUGAAAGAAAAUCAACUUUCCUAAAUAUCGUUCAUUAUUCAUUAACAAUAUGGCCAUCUUGAUGAGCCACUGUUGCUCCUUAGAAGUGUGAGGCAACUGCCCAGUGUGACCGAGUGUGCCCGCGCUAUAAGAUGGCACAGCAUGAUGCUAUUACAUGAUGGGAAGGUACUCAGGGGUGGUCUGAAAGUUACUGUAAAUGAAAUCAAUGAAGCCAGUUGGCCUACUUUUCUAUAAACAAUUGAUUGGACAACAUAUUGUGUAAAUGGCAUAAACCAACUGACUGUAGUGCUUAGAUUUGUUGUGAAAUUGGAUGAUGAGGUGGCACGUUUUGUUAUAUAAAUGGUAGUUUUGGAAGCACUUUCCACCACUGUUUUUUUUGGCCUCCUGAAACAAAUAACGGUUUCUGUUUUCAGCAACCUGGUGUGCUAAUUAUUAUGUUGAAAAUUUAGAGAAAGCCAAGAAGCGAUACAUACUGAAAACAUGGUACAUUAUAAUUAUAUGAUUAUCAAUUCUGUAUGUGCUCAAGGUCAUGCUUCUACUGUGAGGACAACUUGGAAAUUCACUGUGCCUCGGUGUAACACUGUCUGAUAUAAACAAUCAUUCUUACCAUGCACAAUAAUCGCUUGGAACCACAUGGACAAUGCCGCCGUGGACUCGACAUCAAUCGAGAGCUUCGAGGCUGCCCUGGCAUCUGCUAGGAGCCGUUAGGAUAGCAGCAUCGCUUCCCCAACCGUUGUACAUAUGCCAGUACAUGGAUUCAGCAACGUACCCUACAAGAACCAGAAACAAAUACAACCAAUCAUGAAUUAUUAAAAAAAAAUAAUAAUGGAUCCCUAUACUUUGUUUUACUAUUACUCUUUGUAUUUUUAUUACUAUUUUUUUUUAUUGCUUUUUGUAUUUUUAUUAAUAUUUGGUUUUUUUAAUUACUAUUUAUUUUAUUACUACUAUUUGUAUUUUUAUUACUAUUUAUUUUUUAUUACAAUUUUUUAUAUUAUUACACAUUUUUUGUUUUAUUACUAUUUGUUUUAUUAUUACUACUUGUAUUUUUAUUACUAUUCUCAUGAUUAUUUUUCCUUCUUGCAUUGUCUUCAGAUUUGUUUGCCAUAUCUGACAUGACAAAUUGUCACAAUUUUUUUCUCUUAUUCUAUUUUAGUUUGCACUGUUUUUUAAAUGUUAAAUAAUAAGUAGGUCAUUUGGGAAUAAAUGUACCAUUUGAUUUUCAUGUUUUGCAUAGCUAUAGGCCUAUAUGUAUGAAUAUUGUAUAUCUUAGGUGCAGUGUACAUUUCAAAUGCCACAUUUCAUUGGGACAGGGCUCUGGCUCCAGUGCUAAAAAAGUAAGUCAAUAUGUUACUUUUAUCAUAGGUAUACACUUUUAUCAUUUGUAUACAAUGAGUAUUAGAGCCAAUCUUAUGUUUUUUGUUUGCUGUUUUUAUUUUAUGUAUUGGUUAUAAAUAGUUAGCCUGUAAUUUAAUUUUUAAACUUUCUGAGUAACAGUUAGCCUAUAAUUUAAUUAAUUAAACUUUCCCAGUAAUAAAUAGUUAGCCUGUACUUUAAUUAAUUAAACUUUCUGAGUAAUAAAUAGUUAGCCUGUAAUUUAAUUUAUACAAACUUUCAGCACGGUUACUAUGAAAUUAACUUUAUCCAUUUCCUUGUUGCUCUUCAAAGUUCUUGCUUUAAAAAAAGUCUUUAUUUGGUUGGGUUUUUUUUUUUUAAUUUUUAAAAACAAUUUUGAUUGACCAUUUAGUCAUAAUGGCUUUAUGUGAGGGCUGCUGAUUGACCAUUUAGUCAUAAUGGCUUUAUGUGAGGGCUGCUGAUUGACCAUUUAGUCAUAAUGGCUUUAUGUGAGGGCUGCUGAUUGACCAUUUAGUCAUAAUGGCUAUUUGUGAGGGCUGCUGCCAACUUUUAGAUUUUGUUCCGUCCAAUUUUACCAAAAGUGAUCACCAAAGAAUAUGAAAUACCUAAUUUAGUCAAAUUUAAGCCCUUGAUGAUACCAAGUUUGUUACAGCUUGGAUGUGAAUAUUCCUACGGGCAAGCUUGUGGCUGUCGUGGGUCAGAUGGGAGCUGGUAAAUCAUCACUGUUGUCUGCCAUCCUCGGGGAAAUGGAGAAGGUGUCUGGGGACAUUGUGGUCAGGGUGAGUAAUUGAUUGAUUAACAGAUGACCACUUCUAAGUUGUUUUGUGUCAUGCAAUCAUCACUAAAAACAUUUAUUAUGUGAUGUGGUGACUCGAUGUCAUUCAUGUGAACUGAUGUAUGUGGUUUGUUGUUGUUAUUUAAUGUGUCUUAAAUUAUUCUUGAAUUCCUAUCAUUUAUUAUUUGAUUGGGUUACCUAGAAGAAAAAUUCUUGAAUUACUACUUUACAUCACUAGGCCUAUAACAUGUUAAGUAGCCCAACUACAUAAACAUUUUGCAUGUUAUUAUAGAAUAGAGGCCUAUUGACACUCAUGAACUAUAUUUUUGAACAGAGUUUAACAAACUCAUUCAGAGAUGUGAUGCAUCUGAAACUGAUUUUAGUUUACAGCAUAAUUUAUUUACUUAUGUUUCAAGUUCCUUACAAAAAUAGAUUAAACCAAAGUUAACAAGUUGAACUAAUGCUGCUGAAUUUGUCUUUGUCCUUCUUUGAUGUUGCUGUUCAGGGAACUUUGGCUUAUGCACCCCAACAGCCUUGGAUACAGAACAUGACAGUGAAGCAAAACAUCUUGUUUGACAGACGCUAUCACCACAACAGGUACACGCGUGUUGUCAAGGCGUGUUCUCUGCAGUCUGACCUGGAGCAGCUCAUGGGCGGAGAGAAUGCAGAGAUUGGUGAAAAUGUGUGUAGGUUAUGUACAUUAUUAUUACUAAACAUGAGACUUGCCAAUUGAUGAAAACAUUUUUUUACUAUGUAAAUUAGACCCAUUCUAACUCUCAUUAAAAGCUAUUAGAACAGUCCAAUCGUUAGUUUAAAUAUGAUUGAAUGGUCAUAGCUGGCAAUGUAAACGAAAUUGGUAAAUAAUAAUCUUACCAUUCAAAGGGAGCUAAUUUAAGUGGCGGCCAAAAACAACGUGUGUCACUGGCCAGGACAAUCUACUGUGAUGCAGACUUGUAUCUGUUUGAUGAUCCCCUGAGUGCACUGGACACUCAUGUGGCUAAACAUAUCUUUAAAAAUGUCAUCAGCAACAGUGGGAUGCUGAAGUCAAAGGUGAGGCUCUCCUCCAUCUAUUGCAUUUAUCCUUUACUCAUCAAAUAAACUAAAACAUGCAUAUAAAUUCUUUAUUAGUUUAUACGUCUUGUGUGAAAGGAUAUGAGAAACUACCAGGUAUUGUCUUCACGAAUGACAAUAAUUGUUUACUUGACAAGUACCGUAAUGUUAUUUUCUGAUCAGUUUAAAAAAAAAGCAGUCAUGUUGAAACAAAAUUGAGAACUUUGUGGAGUGAAUCCUGAUUUUUUUUUUUUUUUCCUUCUGUUUACUGCAGACUCGUCUCCUUGUGACCCAUGGCGUCCACUGGCUGCCGAUGGUAGACAUCAUCCUGGUGCUG